AUGGUUGCCGUGCAGCCGUCUAACUUAGACGGAUUUAAGCUCGUGCACGAGGCCGUGAGUUUGAACUUGCCGGUUAUUGUGAUGUCGACUAAUGCUGACCCGAUCCUCGCAAAGUGCGCCAUAGAAGACGGAGCUUUCCUUUUCAUGCAAAACCCGCCGUCUCAUGACGAGUUGAAGUAUUUAUGGCAGCAUUUAUUGAGGGAAACUACUACUCGAAAAAAUAAAGAAAAGGGAAAAUCGAGAGUUGAAAACUCGUCGAUGAAUAAGGGAAUUGGUCAGGGCUCGGGAAUAAAGCCAAAGAUGUGCACCGAGUGGACUUUGGAGCUUCAUGAGAAGUUCAUGACUGCUGUGAAGAUACUUGGUGAAGGAAGAUGUUUUCCGAAAGACAUACUCGAGCUUAUGAAUGUCCCAGGGCUAACGAGAAUGCAAGUCGCUAGCCAUCUGCAGAAAUGCCGACACGGGUGGCAGCCAUCGGAAGGGCGCCGGCAAAAAGCUCCGAAACCGUCUAAUCCGAACCAAAAAGGGCCAAAGAAAUACGGGAUUUUUCCGCGACUUGCAAGAGGCACUCAACCUCAAAUCCAUCCGCAAAACGACCAAAAUGUGGAAAUUCCUAGCAACAUUAAUAUGGAAAGUUCGACAAUGAUGCCUGAUUUAUUGCAUGGUUCCCAAAAUACGGGAUUUCAGGGGAUAUGGGUUGAUGUUACGUGUCCAAACAACAACAACAACAACAACAUGAAUAAUGAGAUAUUUUCGAAUGAAAAUGUGGUUAAUAAAGAAAACUCAUUCGACUAUGCUGCUGCUGGUGAAGAUGUCCUGAUUCCAAAUAACUUCUACUUCAACGAGUUUGAUUGGGAUAACGUUUUUUGGAAUUCGUGGGUUUCGAACUUCUCAAAGGAGCUUUGA
Messenger RNA from Striga asiatica, 903 nucleotides. The record is from the annotation of a GenBank genome assembly. Lineage: Eukaryota; Viridiplantae; Streptophyta; Magnoliopsida; Lamiales; Orobanchaceae.